Desarmillaria tabescens is the source of this 1043-nucleotide messenger RNA. RefSeq lists its product as uncharacterized. The record is from RefSeq and is a predicted model, not a curated record. NCBI's taxonomy places the organism in Eukaryota, Fungi, Basidiomycota, Agaricomycetes, Agaricales, Physalacriaceae. The transcript has 4 exons. The annotation marks the transcript as partial.
ACAGCUUUCAUAAAUGGCGCACUGCUAUUCAGUUCAUGUUGCUGUAUGCAAAGGCGAUGUUGUGACAUUGCAGAAGGGGCUGAUGAUGAUGUCCCUCGAUAACCCCGAAAUCGGAAUCGUGGGAUUCUGCGGACGUCCGAGUAUAAGAGGUUAAGCGCCCAGGGACUGCUCUCUUACAGCUAUCACAAGUAUCUCCCAUGGGCAGUUUGGAAGCAAUUCGUCGACGGACGAUGGCCAGCCAGCCUCAGUGGGGAGACAUUCCCGGCUGGGAUCGAUCGAGUCCGGACAAAUUGCCUUCGUCACGUGCCGAGACCGCCCAUUCUUGCUCAGAUUGCGACGCGUCUACCGGCCCUGCCAGUAUCGAAAUGGGUACGGUCACCAAGAUACGACCUGAUUGUCAUGAUUUUUUCUUUUACCACCAGAGACUGGUCUCUAGAAGGUCUCUUGAAACAGGGAAAACGAUUCUUCCCGAUACCUCGAGUGUCCGCAGUCGGCGGCCAGUCCUUGGAGGAUAUACUGCAGCGAUAUGACGGCGAUACGAAGCCCUUGGUCAUUGAGGGCUGGCACAAACACCCUGGAUGGCUAGGCCAGAAAUUCAGCCUUGAAUGGCUCAGAGAGCACGGGCAGAAAAAUAUUGCGGUUCGUAAUAUUCAUGAUUGGUCGGAUCGUACUGUCCCUCUUGAGGAAUUUGCGAAGCACUGUCGCUCAACACCGUGUUUUCUUACGCCAGGAGAGACUGUCAGGUGGUAUGGAAAGGAUGCCGAAUGUCCAGCAGACUGGUAUGAAUGGCUGCACAAAUCUGGGGUCAUUCCAUCCCGCCUCCUCCCAGACGAUCCGCGAAACUGUUUGACGAAUCUACCAAAAUCUGCUGCCGUGGAAACCCUGAUGUGCUACCUUGGUAUAGGCGAAACUUUCACGCCGUGUCACAAGGAUCUCUGUGCUUCCUCAGGACACAAUCUUAUGUGUUACACUGAGAAUGACGGUUCUUCAUUCUGGUUUAUGACCAAGGGCUCCGAUGCCCUGAAGGUGGCUGAAUACUUUCG